Dama dama (fallow deer) is the source of this 3544-nucleotide messenger RNA. RefSeq names its product protein argonaute-4. The coding region runs from base 48 to 2633 and encodes 861 amino acids. The transcript has 18 exons. NCBI's taxonomy places the organism in Eukaryota, Metazoa, Chordata, Mammalia, Artiodactyla, Cervidae. The record is from RefSeq and is a predicted model, not a curated record. Gene Ontology annotation, molecular function: RNA binding; protein binding.
GAGCGGGAGGCGCCGGGGACCGGGGCGAGGCGGCCCCCGCCGCCGCCAUGGAAGCGCUGGGACCGGGGCCUCCAGCCAGCCUGUUUCAGCCACCUCGUCGUCCUGGCCUUGGAACUGUCGGAAAACCAAUUCGACUGUUAGCUAACCAUUUUCAGGUUCAGAUUCCCAAAAUAGAUGUGUAUCAUUAUGAUGUGGAUAUUAAACCGGAAAAACGGCCUCGUAGAGUCAACAGGGAGGUAGUAGACACAAUGGUGCGGCACUUCAAGAUGCAGAUAUUUGGUGAUCGGCAGCCUGGCUAUGAUGGCAAAAGAAACAUGUACACAGCACAUCCACUGCCAAUUGGACGGGAUAGGGUUGAUAUGGAAGUGACCCUUCCAGGUGAGGGUAAAGACCAAACCUUUAAAGUGUCUGUUCAGUGGGUGUCAGUUGUGAGCCUUCAGUUGCUUUUAGAAGCUUUGGCCGGGCACUUGAAUGAAGUCCCAGAUGACUCAGUUCAAGCACUUGAUGUUAUCACAAGACACCUUCCCUCCAUGAGGUACACUCCAGUGGGUCGCUCCUUUUUCUCACCUCCUGAAGGUUACUACCACCCUCUGGGAGGGGGCAGGGAGGUUUGGUUUGGCUUUCAUCAGUCCGUGAGACCCGCCAUGUGGAAUAUGAUGCUCAAUAUUGAUGUAUCUGCAACUGCUUUCUACCGGGCUCAGCCUAUCAUUGAGUUCAUGUGUGAGGUUUUAGACAUUCAGAACAUCAAUGAACAAACCAAACCCCUAACAGACUCCCAGCGUGUCAAGUUUACCAAAGAAAUCAGAGGUCUGAAAGUUGAGGUGACCCAUUGUGGACAGAUGAAACGAAAAUAUCGAGUGUGUAAUGUGACUAGACGGCCAGCCAGUCAUCAAACUUUUCCCUUACAGUUAGAAAAUGGUCAAGCUAUGGAAUGUACAGUAGCUCAAUAUUUUAAGCAAAAGUACAAUCUGCAGCUGAAAUACCCCCAUCUUCCCUGUCUCCAAGUGGGACAAGAACAAAAGCAUACAUACUUGCCACUUGAGGUUUGUAAUAUAGUGGCAGGACAGCGAUGUAUAAAGAAGCUCACAGACAAUCAGACUUCUACGAUGAUCAAGGCCACAGCAAGAUCUGCUCCUGACAGACAGGAAGAAAUCAGUAGACUGGUGAAGAGUAACAGCAUGGUGGGUGGACCUGACCCAUACCUUAAAGAAUUUGGUAUUGUUGUCCACAACGAAAUGACAGAGCUCACAGGCAGGGUCCUUCCAGCACCAAUGCUGCAGUACGGGGGCCGGAAUAAAACGGUAGCCACACCCAACCAGGGUGUCUGGGACAUGCGAGGAAAGCAGUUUUAUGCUGGCAUUGAAAUUAAAGUUUGGGCAGUUGCUUGUUUUGCGCCUCAGAAACAAUGUAGGGAAGAUUUACUAAAGAGUUUCACGGACCAACUCCGUAAAAUCUCUAAGGAUGCGGGAAUGCCCAUCCAGGGUCAGCCGUGUUUUUGCAAGUACGCACAAGGGGCUGACAGCGUGGAGCCCAUGUUUAAACACCUGAAAAUGACAUACGUGGGCCUGCAACUUAUAGUGGUGAUCUUGCCUGGGAAGACGCCAGUGUAUGCGGAGGUGAAGCGUGUAGGAGAUACACUCCUAGGAAUGGCUACACAAUGUGUCCAGGUAAAAAAUGUAGUGAAGACCUCACCUCAAACCCUUUCUAACCUUUGCCUGAAGAUAAACGCAAAGCUUGGAGGAAUUAACAACGUGCUUGUACCUCAUCAAAGGCCCUCAGUGUUCCAGCAGCCUGUCAUCUUCCUGGGAGCAGAUGUCACACACCCCCCAGCAGGCGAUGGGAAGAAGCCAUCCAUCGCGGCUGUGGUUGGCAGUAUGGAUGGCCACCCCAGCCGGUACUGUGCCACGGUUCGCGUGCAGACCUCCCGCCAGGAGAUCUCCCAAGAGCUCCUCUAUAGUCAGGAGGUAAUCCAGGAUCUUACCAACAUGGUUCGAGAGCUGCUGAUCCAGUUCUACAAAUCCACACGCUUCAAACCCACCCGGAUCAUCUAUUACCGUGGAGGGGUAUCCGAGGGACAGAUGAAACAGGUAGCUUGGCCAGAACUAAUAGCAAUUCGAAAGGCAUGUAUUAGCUUGGAAGAAGAUUACCGGCCAGGAAUAACCUAUAUUGUGGUGCAGAAAAGACAUCACACACGACUCUUCUGUGCAGAUAAAACAGAAAGGGUAGGGAAAAGUGGCAAUGUACCAGCAGGCACUACUGUGGAUAGCACCAUCACACAUCCAUCUGAGUUUGACUUUUACCUCUGUAGUCACGCGGGGAUUCAGGGAACCAGCCGUCCUUCACAUUACCAGGUCUUGUGGGAUGACAACUGCUUCACCGCAGAUGAGCUCCAGUUAUUAACUUACCAGCUAUGUCAUACCUAUGUGCGGUGCACACGCUCCGUCUCGAUUCCAGCCCCUGCCUAUUACGCCCGGCUUGUAGCCUUCAGGGCAAGGUAUCAUCUGGUGGAUAAGGAUCAUGACAGUGCGGAAGGCAGUCAUGUGUCAGGACAGAGCAAUGGCCGAGAUCCUCAGGCCUUGGCUAAAGCUGUGCAAAUCCACCAUGAUACCCAGCACACCAUGUAUUUUGCCUGAGAGUCUCAGAAAAAGAACUCAACCAGUUUGUUGUCCCACGCAGCCUCAAAAUGUUUCAAAUGCCUACUGCCUCUAGAGAGAGCCAAGUUGACUUCAGGUGGUCUUCUACCAGCAACUCGGAAUAGUUGCACUGAAUCUAUACUUCACAGCACUGUCUGAUGCAUCAACAAAAUUGAGCCAUUUUUUUAAAGUAAUAGAUACUCAUAGAUUAUCUUUUCUGAUGCACUGGACUGAAUUUUUACCUCAUCAUGCAAAGGCUGAUCAGCCUGAACUUUCUAAUGGACUUUAUGAGAAAGGUUUCUAUGGACUAUUUUGCUAGCUGUGGUGUUCACCGCAUCCCUCUAGUCUUACCAGAGAAGAUUUUUUUCCUUUUUUCUGUAUUCAUUGAGUGGGGUGUGUGCAUAAAUGGGAGAGAAAAACCAAACAAUCUGCUUUAGUUCAAUGUAACUAUUUAAUUGUGUGGGUCCAUAGGCUUUUUAAUGGAGAUUUCUGACUUCGCCACUGUAAAUGCCUUGAACGAGCAUUGAUUUUUUUGUAAGUUUUACAGAAUUUUAUGAGUUUUUACUACUUUUCUCUGUUGAUCUCUACAGACUGGUGCUGGUGCAAGUACAGGCUGCCAGGCAAUUGCACUAUAUUUGGCUGCAGAUUCAGACAGGCAGUUCUCUUAUUUGGUUGACUUUUGUGAAUGUGCAACACAGACAGAUGUGAUGCAUGCCGUGAUGACAGAUAACACUGCCAUGGCAAAAGUACUCAUGUUUCCCCCUCUUUGGAAAAAAAAAAAUUAGCUUUUAGUAUUUUUCAGAGUUCUCAAAAGUGCCCAUUUUAUGCUGCUGUGUGGUUUGUUAGAUCUAAAUGAUUUUUAAACUUUUCUCAUAGAAAGUUAUCUUUGGCAAUAAACAUUUUUUAAGGUC